AUGACCCGGAACAACUACUUGACCUAUGUGGCUUCUACGGCCGAUUUUGACUUCGAAAAGAAGGAAUGUGUUAUGCCCCCUAAACCUGAGUUCUCUGCCUCCUGUUGGAUGAGCCAUUUGGACGACAAUCUAAGUCUUAAGGACUUGACCCUACCCGGAACUCGUUGUAGUAGUGCUUCAGCGUCUUGGAUCAACGAUGCAGGAGACAUUGAUGCUGAGCCUGAAAUCGACGACAAAAAACUAAAAACGAAAAUACUCGAUAUGCACAAGUACCACAAAAGUAGUAUUCUCACCCAGUUGAAUAGCGGUAUCCGCCUUCUGGAUCUCCGUUGCGACGCUUCGCGCACACUCCGACAUGGGCCAUUGACUCUUGACAAGCAACUGGACAACGCACUAGAUCAAGUCAAAACAUUUCUGGAGGCCAACAAGUCAGAAACGGUCAUGGUGAUACUCAGCUUUUCGUCUGCAACCGCCGAGUACGACGCCACUAAGCCGUGGUCCGAAGGUUACUCGGUCAAAGUCGACAACGUGCCCGGACACUUCAACAAGGAAGUAAAAAGAGAUAUGCAAAAUGACAAGGUUCUAUACACUGGGACGGAGUGGCCUUGUCUUGGGGAUGUACGCGGUCAGGUUGUCAUCUUUCGUGGAUGGGGCCUAGACUCAGAUGAAGAUCGAUGGGCUUUGGAUUGCCGAUUGCCGAUGUGGGACUCCGCGGAUGGCUCUCCAGCAUUCACCAAGGCCACUGACCUUGCCACGCAGAGAUGGAGCGAAAUUGUGGAAGACUUUAGCAGCCAGAACUCCCUCAAGUCGAUCAUCUUGGCGGCUUCGUUGAACCACGACCCCACGAGUGAUACCACUUGGAUUCCACCUUUGCAGACUGCACCCAUCCUUCAAAAAAAGGCAGAGGAACAUAUCAAGCAGUGCUCGAAGCAGUUACAACGCUUGUGGAUUUAUGGAGACGACAUGGAAGAGAGGACAAAUAUGGCGAUUGCAAAGCUGAACUUUUGGGGGUCGGAUGAUGAGGGAGUUAGUCGACCGUUGCCUGUCAAGUUCGACACGACGUGA
This is a messenger RNA of Colletotrichum spaethianum, 1065 nucleotides long. Its product is annotated as 1-phosphatidylinositol phosphodiesterase. Gene Ontology annotation, biological process: lipid metabolic process. NCBI's taxonomy places the organism in Eukaryota, Fungi, Ascomycota, Sordariomycetes, Glomerellales, Glomerellaceae. The transcript is spliced from 3 exons. Bases 1 to 1065 code for a protein of 354 amino acids. Gene Ontology annotation, molecular function: phosphoric diester hydrolase activity. The record is from RefSeq and is a predicted model, not a curated record.